UAAUUGAAACAAUAAAUGGCAAACAAAAUCACAGAGAAGGGAAUAAAUUAGAGAUUGGAAAAAGAACAUAAGAAUAAUUGGUUGAAGCUAUAAAGAAUAAUGAGAUCGAUUUACACCAGAUGAGCUGCAUUAUUAAUAGGAGGAGGCGGUCAAGCACGAGGCUCAGACAAAUUAUUGGUGGCGAAGGCAGGAAAAGAUUGGAUCUUGCUCUUCUAUUUUCCAAAUCUGGCUCAAUUUGAAGCGAGCCCUUGCAUGGUGUUCUCACAGCAUACAUUGCUUCGAAAAGCUCAAGCAGAUUGAAGAAGGCACAUACGGCUCAAGGCCGUUACCAGACUCUAUACGUCACCAGCUUCAUCCACAACUACCGACAGGAGCUCGCUAGAUACCCUGCUUUGACUACAGGUUCUUACUGACACCAGUGUUCCAAAAAACAUACUGAAGGAACGGGCAAAGGCAUUAAAGAAACUGGGAACGGUCUUCCAGGUACACAACAAGUACAACCAAUAUACAAUAUUAGUAGGAUUCAUGCUUGAGGAAAUACUCUUUGAACACAUAUCUUUGGCUAUAGCAAGUGCAUAGCAAUAUACAACACUGUUGCUCCACCAAUAGUUCCGAUUCUAUCUGGCCACAGAGGUGCAGUUUUUUUUGCAUCCGUCUGGGAACAAACAUGGCUAAGCCAACAUGAUGGGACCUACGAAACGGGUGAACCAGAAAGUGGGUGGGAUGUGAUUUGCCUAACAAGAAUAUUGGUGCGCCCUAGAUUCGAGAUUCCAAUCCACCGGUAGAUGUUCUCUCCAAUAAGUGUGGGCACAGAGGGAAUUGCAUAUAAUGUGCUUUUGAAAUCUUUUGGGGGAAUCCUGUUUGCUGCAAGUUAUUCCCCUGCUUCAUCCAUCUCUGGUUGGCGUAAUGGGAAAUUUACAUUAAGGCGUUUGGAUUCCUUCACUGUUUCCUCGUUAUUGUGAGUGUGAAGUGGUGGGCUUUCUUUGGCAACGUGAAUUUUGUGCAUACUAGUUCCAACUUAUGGCUCAACCUAGCAGUAAAGUCAAUGGAGUCGAUAAUACAUUUCGAAGGAAAUGGGACCGAGAUGAGUACCUUGAGCGUGCACGCAAACGAGAAGAGGAGGAAGAUGGAAAUUUCAAAGCUAAAGCCAAAGUUCCUGCUGUGCAAAGAAAACCGUUGAAGCAUAGAGAUUAUGAAGUUGAUCUAGUUUCUCGCUUAGGUAAAACACAGGUUGUCACUCCAGUUGCCCCUUUAAGCCAGCAGGCUGGAUAUUACUGCAGUGUUUGUGAAUGCGUAGUGAAAGAUUCAGCAAACUAUUUGGACCACAUAAAUGGGAAAAAGCAUCAAAGGGCAUUGGGUAUGUCGAUGCGAGUUGAAAGGGCAUCUUUGGAACAGGUCCAACAACGGUUUGAAUCUCUGAAGAAAAGGAAGGUUGUUAGCAGCUUUACUGAACAAGAUUUGGAUGAUAGGAUACUGAAACAGCAGCAAGAGGAGGAAGAAAGAAAACGACAGAGGAGGGAGAGGAAAAAGGAAAAGAAGAAAGAAAAAGCCUUAGAGGAAGAUCUUGAUGACUGUGAUCAGGAUGUGGCAGCAAUGAUGGGCUUUGGGGGAUUUGGGUCAUCAAAAAAAUAAACUAAAUCUUUUUCAUCAUCGAUAUAAAAAUGAUUUUUAAGGACACUAGGGUAACACUCAUUACAUAUCAGUGAUGUAUUAUUGAGGAAAAAUAUCAAGGCAUGAUGUAGAAGCAGAUUAAUUGCACAUUUAAUUCCUGUAUACAACUUGCUUAUGCAAUUUGAUGAGAGUUGUAUUAGCUAUUAGAAAUUAACAAAUAUUACAAACUGGCUUAGAACGAUUACUGUAAUUUUAACUCAAAUGUUUGUCUUUUCAUAUAUGGCACCAUGUUGUGAUUUGACAUGUUUCUCUUUA
Cryptomeria japonica (Japanese cedar) is the source of this 1926-nucleotide messenger RNA. RefSeq lists its product as uncharacterized. The coding region runs from base 1021 to 1632 and encodes 203 amino acids. NCBI's taxonomy places the organism in Eukaryota, Viridiplantae, Streptophyta, Pinopsida, Cupressales, Cupressaceae. The transcript is spliced from 17 exons. Gene Ontology annotation, biological process: mRNA splicing, via spliceosome. Gene Ontology annotation, molecular function: nucleic acid binding; zinc ion binding. Gene Ontology annotation, cellular component: spliceosomal complex; U4/U6 x U5 tri-snRNP complex. The record is from RefSeq and is a predicted model, not a curated record.